AUGGAGGGUGGUCUAGUUCUAGAUAGUUCUGCAACUCCAGCAAAAGCCAUGAACCCCAAUUCAAGUUCUAAGGUCAGGGUCAUUGUGAGGGUUCGUCCUUUUCUUCCCCACGAGAUCGCUGCCAAUAACGGAGAUCAGACGCCGUGUGUUUCAGUAAUUGAACAAGACUGUGAGUCUUCUACUGAAGAAGUGGUUGUUUAUCUCAAAGAUAAAGAAUCAAGCCGAAACGAGUGUUACCGGUUAGACUCUUGCUUUGCCCAAGAGGACAACAAUGUUGGUCGGAUCUUCUACAGAGAAGUGAGCCCUUUGAUUCCAGGACUCUUUCAUGGCUGCAAUGCUACGGUGUUUGCCUAUGGAGCUACCGGCAGUGGAAAGACUUACACUAUGCAGGGCACAGAUGAGAUGCCGGGUCUAAUGCCGCUGGCCAUGUCCACAAUCAUGUCUAUGUGCCAGUGCACAGGAAGCACAGUUGAAAUUUCAUACUACGAGGUCUAUAUGGACAGGUGUUAUGACCUGUUAGAGAUCAAAGCCAAGGAAAUUGCGGUUUUGGAUGACAAAGAUGGGCAGAUUCAUCUUAGGGGACUCUCUCGGGUCCCUGUAAAGUCCAUGCCUGAGUUUUAUGAGGCUUUUUCUUGUGGGAUUCAGAGGCGGAAAGUCGCACAUACAGGUCUGAAUGAUGUUUCUAGUAGGAGCCAUGGGGUCCUUGUGAUUGCCGUUUCCACUCCUUGUGAUGAUGGUUCCGCGGCUGUUACUGGGAAGUUGAAUCUCAUAGACUUAGCAGGCAAUGAAGAUAAUAGAAGAACUUGCAACGAAGGGAUUCGUCUACAAGAAAGUGCAAAGAUCAACCAGUCCUUGUUUGCCUUGUCUAAUGUCAUUUAUGCAUUGAACAACAACUUAUCCCGAGUUCCCUAUAGGGAGAGUAAAUUGACUCGUAUAUUGCAAGACUCACUAGGUGGGAUGAGUCAGGCUUUGAUGGUUGCUUGCUUGAAUCCAGGAGAGUACCCGGAGUCUGUUCAUACUGUCAGCUUGGCAGCUAGGUCACGCCACAUCACCAAUUUUGUUCGUUCAGCCAAGAAGCAAGAGACUCCAAAGAUUAAAGUUGACAUGGAAGCCAAACUUCGUGCUUGGCUUGAAUCAAGAGGAAAGACAAAGAGUGCACAAAGAAGUCAAGCAUUAAAUUCUCCCUUGUUGGGGAAAACUCCAAAUUCUUUUGCCAAUGUCAAGAAACCCACCAUCAACCUCAGCUCUGUGAAAGCCAAGGUUAUGACUAACAGAAGCGCCUGUAAUGCCAAAGAAAGGACAAUCACUGUGCCUUUCAGGAACAUUUUCUAUAAUGAAAGCACCGUUGAUUCUAAUUCGGAGAGUCUGCAAUUAGCUGGUGAUAAAGAAGAGGGCAAUGCUGGAGCUGGUGAAUCUGUAUUGGAAUCAAAUACAAGUUUACCUGGUGAGGCAUCAAACCAGGAGGAAAGCUCUGCCAACAAUUUCGACUCAUCACCUGUCAGUGAGAGGAAAAGCACACUACGAAGUUCCUUAAGAAAAGCUCUCUCUCCUCUCAACACCAAUAUAAAGCAAAAGCCCCUCAAUGAACCCUUGUUCACAAAUGGAGAUUGCACCCUCCUCUUUGAGCCAGAGACUCCAGAAACUCCUCCUCCGGUGAGGAACAAUAGAAGUCAAAAAACACGCACCCCACUUCAUAAAUUCACUUCUUGUGGGUCAAACUUAAAGAACGUCCUGCUUAAAGAGUAUAUUGAUUUCUUGAAUACAGCCAACAGGGAGGAGCUACUGGAGUUGAAGGGAAUAGGUGUCAAAAUGGCUGAAUACAUAGUUGAGCUCAGAGAAACGAGCCCUUUAAAAUCGCUAAGCGAUUUGGAGAAAAUAGGCCUCUCAUCUAAGCAGAUUGUUAACCUGUUUAAUAAAGCUGCGGUAGGAGUAUUUGAUAAGCAAACAAACGCAACUCCCAGUUGCUUAGAGAUUUCACAGGUCAAGUAG
This is a messenger RNA of Prunus armeniaca (apricot), 1989 nucleotides long. NCBI's taxonomy places the organism in Eukaryota, Viridiplantae, Streptophyta, Magnoliopsida, Rosales, Rosaceae. The record is from the annotation of a GenBank genome assembly.